AUGGCCGACAAUGAGGGAAAUGCCAUACGGACGCAGCUGCGCAAUCUCAAAGUCCUUCAAGGAUAUCUCGAGAAGUGCGACUUCACCAAAUUUCCCGCUUCGCCCCAAGAAGCCUUUAACCGCUGGCUUCAGGAGGCCGUAGAAGCUGGCGUCAAGGAGCCCCACGCAAUGACCCUCUCCACGGUUGACGCGCAAGGGUGUCCGGAUGCUCGAAUCCUGAUCCUCAAGAACGUGGACCAUCGUGGCUGGCAUUUCGCAAUCAAAGCGGAUAGCCCAAAAGGUCAUCAACUGUCAAGCAACGGCCAAGCUGCUCUGACUUUCUACUGGCCCGAUCAAGGUCGCCAGAUACGCGUUCGCGGGAAGGCCUACUCGCUUCCUGUGGAUGAGAGUCGGCGCGACUUUGCUGAUCGGCCUUUCUCUUCGAAGGUGUCUGCGCUGGCUUCCAAACAGAGUCAGGUGCUCCGGGAUGAGAAUCAGCUCCUGCACGCUUUGGAUGCGGCACGCCGGACGGUGGAAGAAGAUCCUGGUCUUAUUCUUCCGGGAUGGACGGUGUACACUGUUGACCCGACUACUGUUGAGUUUUGGCAAGGUGCUCAGAGCCGCCUCCACCAAAGAUUAUCUUACAGCGUUGGGAAGGAGAGGGGUGCAUGGGAUAAGCAUCUUCUUUGGCCCUGA
This is a messenger RNA of Colletotrichum gloeosporioides, 675 nucleotides long. Its product is annotated as Pyridoxine/pyridoxamine 5'-phosphate oxidase. The record is from RefSeq and is a predicted model, not a curated record. Lineage: Eukaryota; Fungi; Ascomycota; Sordariomycetes; Glomerellales; Glomerellaceae. Gene Ontology annotation, molecular function: FMN binding; pyridoxamine phosphate oxidase activity. Bases 1 to 675 code for a protein of 224 amino acids. Gene Ontology annotation, biological process: pyridoxine biosynthetic process. The transcript has a single exon.